AUGGAGACACUCAAGGAUCUCAGGCUUCAUCUUAAAAGAAAUCAGACUCUAUCAGAGUUUAUCGAUUUCCCCUGGAUGCCGAUGAUACCCGAGCGACGUGCAGGUGUAUUGAAAAUCAACAUUCCCCGCCAGAGAUUUGUUCGGGCAGUCAGAAAGACGAUUAUUCUUCUUCGAGCUGGAGGCGUUUUAAAGUCAGUAAAAUUCAACGACGAAUCUUCUGAAGAACGAUUUUCCAAGCUGCUUCGUCAGAGAUCCGAGCUGACGGAAAAGAUGAAGUUGGGAAACGAAGUUUUCAAUCCUGCGCUCUACAAAGUCGGCAAUACUUUGAACAUCCACUCCUCCGUCCGCCGAUACCUGCGCCUCCCCUCCUCUCUCCGCAAGUCCCAAUCCCUUCUGGAAACGAGCGCCCGGGCGAUUGGAAUUUUUCCUCCAAUUUCAAGCUUCAACAUGGAAAUCCAACUUGAAAUCUGCAAAUGUGCGCAUUUGGAGCAUUUCAAUUCUGGCCGAGUUCUUUGUAAAGAAAACAACAGAUCGGAGAAUUAUUACAUUAUUCUUCAAGGAAGAGCAUUGAAGGGCAAGACAGCUAGACUGUUAAAUGGGGACAGACUUCAAGUGACGGGCAGCAUCUCCGCCGGCCAAUGCAUUGGCGACGACGACGACUGCCUCCGCCGAAACAUUCCCCGCCGCGAGACCGUUUUCGUCCAAGAAGCGCUCGACGUGUUAACCCUCUCCCGCGCCGACUACAUGCGAAUUUUCCACAGAAAGCAAGAAAUCUCCCAAGUCCACGAUUUUCUCAAAACGAUUCGUUGUUUGAGAGACUUUCCAGUUGGCAAAUUGACCGAUGAAUCCGUCACCGGAACAUUUUAUCGAAAAGAAAGACUGAUUUCGGACCCGAAUGAGAUGCCGCGAAAAUUGCAUUUUAUUGAAAGUGGACUGGCUAAAGUUGUGAAGAAAGUGGUCAAUAAUGUGUUUAUUUUAGUCAGGGAGUUAAGGAACAGACAACCGUCAACAAUGAAGAUUUUUGCUCUUUUCGCUUCUGCUGCCCUCGCCGCAAAGAAAGAUGAUCUCGACCAGCGACACCAAGACUUUCUCACUGUUUUGAGAGAUGAAGGAUACGAUCGAUUUGCGGACCGAUUCGAUCGAAUCCUUGGAAAAGCCCUUGAUGCUAUUCCAAUGGCAGAAACUUCCGUCGACGGAUGCAGCAAUCUCUGGGCACCAUUUUCCGAGGCUGAUGAUGCUUGGGAUCCAGCAACAGCGACAAAGUGCCAGUACGCUCGAAAAGUAGCUCGAUCGUAUCUUCGAUGGACCAAGAACAACCUCUGUCUUGACAAUCUUGCAAAAGAAGGAAAACAAGAGACGAAGAAAAUCCAAAAGCGAUUUGACUUUGUCAUCGAUUUCAUGUGGAACCGAAAGUUCUGCGCCGAUGAAUCUCCCUGA
This is a messenger RNA of Oikopleura dioica, 1437 nucleotides long. Lineage: Eukaryota; Metazoa; Chordata; Appendicularia; Copelata; Oikopleuridae. The record is from the annotation of a GenBank genome assembly.